AAGGUUAAAUCUUGGGUUCAGUUGGCAGCACACGCCAAACAGAGGCAGCCUCACUACUUUUGGUUUGUUCUUGGCAGCUCUAUACGUUGUUUCACAAAACUCAACUCAAAUCCGUUAACAGGCAAAGGGUGCAAAACCCUCUUCGAAAUGGCUUUGGAAAUCUGUUGUAAGGCUGCCGCUGGUGCUCCCGACAUUCUCGGAGACUGUCCUUUCAGCCAAAGGGUUCUUUUAUCUCUGGAGGAAAAGAAAAUUCCAUAUGAGUUGCGCUUGAUCGAUGUUAGCAACAAGCCUCAGUGGUUCUUGGAGGUGAACCCAGAAGGGAAGGUGCCGGUUAUCAAAUUCGAAGAUAAAUGGAUCGCUGAUUCCGAUAUCAUCACCCAGCUUUUGGAGGAAAAAUUCCCUGAACCUCCUCUCUGCCCUCCACCGGAAUUCGCUUCUGUUGGAUCGAAAAUUUUCCCUUCUUUUGUCAAGUUUUUGAAGAGCAAGGAUCCCAGUGAUGGCACUGAACAGGAAUUGCUGAACGCUUUGAGUGACUUGGAGGAGCAUCUCAAAGCCCACGGGCCGUAUAUUAAUGGGGAUAAAGUUACUGCUGUUGAUAUAAGCUUGGCACCUAAACUGUACCAUCUGGAGAUUACUCUUGGUCAUUUCAAAGGAUGGAGUAUCCCUGAACAUUUCACUCAUGUUAAAAACUACACGAAGUUGCUCUUCUCUCGGGAGUCAUUUGAAAAGACCAAGGCUGAAAAGGAACAUGUAGUUGCAGGAUGGGCACCCAAGGUUAAUGCAUGAAGGUCGUCAUUAAUUCCUUGUCUUUGAAUAUAUGCCAUUAGCCUAUUACUGCUAGAUUGGGACUCCAAAGUGAUGAGAGGUGUUCACUUUUCUUAGCAAGUUUGUACCUAAGAUCUAUUAGCUGUCACUCCUGCUAUUAAUAGAAACAAUAAUCUACUAAUCGUUAAUUGCA
Messenger RNA from Macadamia integrifolia, 958 nucleotides. Its product is annotated as glutathione S-transferase DHAR2. Gene Ontology annotation, molecular function: glutathione dehydrogenase (ascorbate) activity. NCBI's taxonomy places the organism in Eukaryota, Viridiplantae, Streptophyta, Magnoliopsida, Proteales, Proteaceae. The record is from RefSeq and is a predicted model, not a curated record. Gene Ontology annotation, biological process: ascorbate glutathione cycle; cellular oxidant detoxification; protein glutathionylation. The coding region runs from base 148 to 786 and encodes 212 amino acids. The transcript is spliced from 6 exons.